AACCAAUGGUGGAUUCCCCAUCCGCUUUGGUGGGUGAUAAAAUUUAUUUUUUUGGUGGCCGUGUGCCUGAUUCAAACAGAAUAUUCAGGUAUAUCAAUCAAAUACUUUUAUUGGAUCUAUCUGUGAACUUUUACGUGGACAACCCCUCGUGGGCAAAUCUUUCUUCCUUCCCUUAUGGCAUUUCUUCAGCCGCUGCAGCAGUUGACGACUUCGGGGCUGUAUUUUUAUUUGGUGGAAUAAAAGAAAACCUAACGACUCAUGUCGUAAAUGACAAUACCACCAGUUUGCUCUAUAAAUUUAAUUCGAUAUCUGCAUCGAUAUUACCACCUGUUUUUUCAGGCACACCACCUCCAAAUCGAAGGGCAACGACAAUGAUAUUUGUUAAAAGUAAAGGACAAAUGUGGAUUUUUGGAGGCCGCCAAGAUAUUUUUAUGGGCCUGAAUAUUACUUUAUUUAAUGAUGUUAUCUUAUUUAAUCCCAAAUUACUAAGUUGGGAUUUUCAUGAAAUUUUGCCUGAUGGUCCCAAGCCAAGAGGUCAUCAUACUGCAACUCUACUUAAAAAUGGAAUAAUCGUUAUCUUGGGUGGAGUAGAAAAUCAAAAUGAAACCAAACCAAUUGACAUGAACCUGAUUUAUCUUUAUGACACAAAUACAAAUACGUGGUCUUCUAAACAAGCGUCAGGCUCACUAGUCGAAUCUCGUUCAGGCCAUAGUGCGGUUCUAACGGGAGACGAUAAGAUAAUUAUAUACGGAGGCUGGAAAUCCUGGAGAGAAAAUUACACGACACCUACUCCACUUCUAUCUAUACUCGAUACUUCCACAUACACUUGGUCAAUCCCUAGUAUUACUGGCGAUAGUCCACCUCUUGCAUAUCACGCAGCUCAUCUCUAUAAUAAUUGCAUGAUUUUAGCAUUUGGAAACAUUACAAACUUUAACGGUCCUCCAAAUGAUACAACCAACAAGGUUUAUAUUUUGGAUAUCACCAGCUUUACUUGGGUCUCACAAUAUCCGGUCAACAAUACCAUUCCUAGCAAACCCAUACAAGACAACAACAGCAACAAAAUACCAAUUAUAUUAGGAGUCGUUAUUCCAAUUAAAAGUUAUACACGUUAUUCUCUAUUUUGA
This is a messenger RNA of Acaulospora morrowiae, 1124 nucleotides long. NCBI's taxonomy places the organism in Eukaryota, Fungi, Glomeromycota, Glomeromycetes, Diversisporales, Acaulosporaceae. The record is from the annotation of a GenBank genome assembly.